Messenger RNA from Bemisia tabaci, 541 nucleotides. Lineage: Eukaryota; Metazoa; Arthropoda; Insecta; Hemiptera; Aleyrodidae. The record is from RefSeq and is a predicted model, not a curated record.
AUCGAGAUGCCUCGCUAGAGAUCCCACCGAUAGCUCCAGAGUGGCAACAUUGGAUGGUUGUAAAUAUUCAUGGGAGUAAAUGGAAGGAGGGGGAUGUGCGAACUGCCUACAUGGGUGCAUUCAUUCCAAAUUGGCUGACUUACGAUACAGGUCCGCAUCGAUUUGUUUUCACUCUGUGGAGGCAAAAGAACGGUUUAACAAACUUUCAACAAAAGUUUAUACACAAUUUGGUCUUCGAUCUCCGAAGGACGAAUUUCUCGACGCCACUAUUUGCCGAAAAGUACAACUUAGAUUUAGUAGCAAUAAAUUAUUUUCGGGCCGAUUGGCACGAAAUGCCUCAUGACAGGGAGUCAUUAUUACGGCCACCGACUCCCUCUACCCCUCGUCCAACGUAUUGGAAUGUAGCUUCAGAUGAACCCGAAAAGUCGACGAAACAUAUCUGUGACGAUAACUGUUUCGCGUAGGGUUUUGAAUAAAUGGUCAUAAACAUAGCAAAAGAACUAGCGAAACUAACUAGCGAAGUGUAUUCAUGUUCUGCUAA